Oldenlandia corymbosa var. corymbosa is the source of this 1522-nucleotide messenger RNA. Lineage: Eukaryota; Viridiplantae; Streptophyta; Magnoliopsida; Gentianales; Rubiaceae. The record is from the annotation of a GenBank genome assembly.
GAACCGCCUCAUUAUCACAAACAACAAUAAUGAUAUAUAAUCCUCUUUCCUCUACGUAAUUUUCUCUAACCCAUUCUUCUUUAGAAUCUUCAAUUUAUGGAGCUCUGCAAAGAGCAAAAAACAUGUAAAGAUGAUGAUGAAGAAUUGGUAUUGAUUCCAGGCUUACCAAAUCACUUAGCCCAGCUAAUCCUUGCAAAUCUCCACCCUUCUAUCCUUUACAGAGUUUCAAAUUCAUGGCGCCGAAUUAUUUAUUCUCCAAACUUCCCGCCAUUUUUCUCUCUGUACGCGCUUCUUUCCUCUUCAACCUCAUCAGCUUCAAAUUCAUCCGCCGAUUUCUUCUUCUGCUUUGACCCAAUUGCUUCGAGAUGGGAAUCUCUCCCGGCCCCACCAAUCUCCGAUCCUCCGGUGAAACUCCUCCAUCGCCACCCGUCUUUCAUCUCCAGAAUCCUCCCGAUCCAAUCCGUCACCGUUUCGAACCGAUUAGCUCUCCUGGCGGCCACUGACCAAAACUUCCUCCCGGCGAUUCAGGCGCCGUUGGUCUUCGACCCUUUAUCCGGCAAGUGGUCCUUCGGCCCUCCGUUGGCCAACCCACGCCGGUGGUGCAUAACGGGUCAGGCGCGCGGGUCGGUUUACGUCGUGUCCGGGUUCGGGUCGAACUACAAUGGUGACGUGGCGAGGUCGGUGGAGAAAUGGGAUAUGAAAAAGAAGGAAACCGAGUGGAUGUGGGAAAAGAUGACGGCGUUUAAAGACGGGAGAUACAGCCGGGAAGCCGUGGAAGCCGUGGGGUAUAACGGUAAGCUCUGUAUAGUCAACGUCAAAGGGAACGCGGUCAAAGAAGCGGCGACUUACGAUGUAGUCGCGGACCGGUGGGAGGUGAUGCCGGAGGGGAUGCGCGGCGGAUGGAACGGGCCGGCGGCGGCGGACGACGAUAAUGGGGUUAUGUAUGUGGUGGAUGAGACGACCGGAGUGUUGAGUCGGUAUGUUUUGGAGGAUGAUCGUUGGGAGGAAGUUAUUGGGUCGGAGUAUUUGAAAGGGGUUGAACAGAUAGCGGCCGGAAGGGGAAGAGUUUGUGCGGUUUGUGGCGGCGGUCGGCAUAUUGCGGUGGUUGAUGUGGUGGAUAACCCGGCGAAGAUACGGGUUUUGAAUCCGCCGCCGGAAAUGGAAGUUGUUGCUGUUCAUAUCUUGCCAAGGAUGGUCCGUUCUUCAGACGUAUAAACUGAUUUUCCACUGCAGAUUUCUCUUGGCUGAAUGAUCGAAGCAAUUCAGCUGUUCAUACUGCGUACUGUUAUCAUGACUUGGUGAAUCUGGUUUCUAAAGUUAAUGAGGGUUAACAUGCCUUCCAUGAUGAAGAGGAUAUGAGAACGUGACUAACCAAAGUGUUUUCCAAUUAUGGGGUGAAUUAAAAAUAUGACCACGUAUUGCACUCUGAUGUUUUUGUUAUAAGUCAUUUUGCUAAAUUUUAUUUAUUAUAUUUUUUUAAUUGAAAAUGAAAUUUUAAAAAUGUAUUUGCAAAUUUAUUAUG